ACUCUUUGAUGGAUAGAUCCGAGAUAGCCUUCUUCGACGUUGAGACAACAGUUCCAAAGCGAGGCGAGCGUUUCGCGAUUCUAGAGUUCGGGUCAAUCCUGGUAUGUCCAAAGAAGCUCACAGAGCUCCAGAGUUACACGACACUGGUCCAACCCGCGGACUUGAGUCUCAUAUCCACUUUAUCCGUUAGAUGUAACGGUAUUAGCCGCAACGACGUCGUUUUGGCGCCUCUGUUCUCUGACAUUGCUGAUACGGUCUACGACAUUCUCCACGGGAGGAUAUGGGCAGGGCACAACAUACUGAGGUUUGAUUGUGCUAGGAUCAGAGAAGCUUUUGCUGAGAUUGGUCGUCAGCCUCCUGAGCCUAAAGGCGCCAUCGACUCGUUGGCUUUGCUUACUCAGAGGUUUGGUAGAAGAGCUGGUGAUAUGAAGAUGGCAACUUUGGCUAGUUAUUUCGGACUUGGCAAGCAAACUCAUAGGAGCCUUGAUGAUGUUAGAAUGAAUCUUGAGGUUCUCAAAUAUUGUGCCACUGUCUUGUUCUUGGAGUCUAGUCUCCCAGAUGAACUUUUAGAUGAGUCAGUAUCUCCUUCAGAAACUACUAGCUUAAGGAGACAUCUCAGAGCAUCUUCUUCUGGCGUGGACAAUACUGUGAUAACCCCUUUUAGCCUACCUUCCAUUGGUGAGAACAGUGUAGCUCAGCCAGACCCGUUUAACAUGAGCUUCUUGAGGAAUGAAAUGGCUUCAGACAACAAUCUUCAGUUAGACACUCUCAUGGAAGAAGAAGAAGAAGAGAAUCAGCCAUCUGAUACUGUUGUUGUCUCCGCAAAUACAAGUGACCAUGAAGGAUUCUUGUCCCCUGAUGCGAUAUCUCUUUCAAACAUCAGAGCGGUUCUUGUCCCGUUUUAUCACGGAAGCCAACUAAUGAGACUAAAGCUCCUCCACGGCGACUCCUCCCCUCUGCAGCUCUACUGUUCUUGUCUGAAAAUAAGGUUUGGAAUCAGCGGGAAGUUUCUAGACAAUUCUGGGAGGAGGAGAUUAAACUUUGUUGUUGAUCUGAACUCAAGGCUGUGCAGUAUACUCGAAGCUUGUGACAGCAGUGCGCAGAAAGUGUCUGUUGAUUCAGGUUCCUCUUCUGACUGGAACACGGUGGUGAGUCCAGUGAAGGGGUUUGUAAACUGUCCUAACGCAAGGAUACAUAUACCGACGGAGAUAAGUGGAGAUGCAGCUCGGUAUGCAAUAGAGGUGCACCAGAGAGAGUCCGGUGGAGAUACUCAGAAGCUAAUCUUCAGCAACCCGAGCGCAGAGGAGCUUGAAUCAUUGCUGAAGCAGGGAAGUGUUGUGGAUGCGUUCCUGUCUCUGGAACCGUAUGAUUAUCAGCAGAAAGCUGGAGUCCGUCUCGUUGCAAAAAAGUUGGUUAUGCACUCGUAAAUCAGAAAAGUGGAGCUUAGUGGAUGUAGGAAUACACACACACACACACACUGUAUUCAUGUAGUUUGAGAUUCUGUACAUAAAAAAUUUAUGAAAUAAAAUACAACAAAAGCUUGAUGGA
Brassica napus (rape) is the source of this 1548-nucleotide messenger RNA. Its product is annotated as protein NEN1-like. Lineage: Eukaryota; Viridiplantae; Streptophyta; Magnoliopsida; Brassicales; Brassicaceae. The record is from RefSeq and is a predicted model, not a curated record. The transcript is spliced from 6 exons. The coding region runs from base 9 to 1427 and encodes 472 amino acids. Gene Ontology annotation, molecular function: nucleic acid binding; 3'-5' exonuclease activity.